Messenger RNA from Aphanomyces invadans, 655 nucleotides. RefSeq lists its product as hypothetical. Lineage: Eukaryota; Oomycota; Saprolegniomycetes; Saprolegniales; Verrucalvaceae. The transcript has 2 exons. Gene Ontology annotation, biological process: chromatin remodeling. The record is from RefSeq and is a predicted model, not a curated record. Gene Ontology annotation, cellular component: Swr1 complex. Bases 1 to 462 code for a protein of 153 amino acids. Gene Ontology annotation, molecular function: nucleosome binding.
AUGUCGACCAAAAACGCCAAGCGGCAAUGGGACCAAACCAUGGCGUCCAGCGGCGUUGUAGCUCCUGGCAGCGGCCACGUCCCGAGGAAGCGCUUCUCUGGACGAACGAUGAAGAUCUCCAAAACGAUGAAACACGUGGACGAAGAAACUCGUCGGCAAGUGCGGAACGCUCGCCUGGACGCAUUAGAAGCCGACAAUUACAUGGAAAACACCGAUGAUGGAGACGAAGAUAUGUUCGUGUUGGACGAGGACGAUGAUGCUGUGGCCAAGAAGGCUUCCAAGCCCAAGAGCAAAGCGAAAGCGAAGGGAACCCUCCACGUGCCUCAAGCGCAGGGCCGGCAUCGUGUGGUGCGCAAGAUCAAGAGUUUGAGGCACUUGAUAUUUGAAGAAGUAAGUCCGAUGUGCUAUUUCCGCUGUAGCUCUUGCGCGCUCGUAGUGCGGGGAUGUCGCACCCGGGAAUGACUCAGUGAUCAACUACGUGACGGCGGCGGUAAAGCCCCCAAAGACGCCCCCGCGGCAUUUUUGCUGUGUGUGUGGCCUGCUUUCAGUCUAUUCAUGUGGUCGCUGUGGCUCCAAAUUUUGCUGUGUCCGCUGCGGCAACCAGCACAAAGAGACGGGAUGCCUCAAGUUCAAUAUGUGAGCUGUCGUUGUUACU